AUGCCGGUUGUUACCCCAGAAAAGCUGGCAACGCUCCAGCAAAAUGCUGAGGAUGUGCGGAACAUUUGCAUUUUAGCUCAUGUUGUAGCCACUAAUGGUAUCAUCUCGCCAAAACUGGCAGGCAAAAUUCGCUAUCUAGACUCUCGGCCGGACGAGCAGCUCAGGGGUAUCACCAUGGAGUCGUCAGCUAUCUCUCUCUAUUUCUCCAUGCUCCGGAGGUCGAGUCCCGAAGCUACCCCUGAGCAAAAGGAGUACCUCAUAAAUUUGAUAGACUCGCCUGGCCAUAUCGACUUUAGCAGUGAGGUUUCGACAGCAUCUCGUCUCUGCGAUGGCGCUGUUGUCUUGGUCGAUGCUGUUGAAGGAGUGUGCAGUCAGACAGUCACCGUCCUACGGCAGACAUGGACUGAGAAGCUGAAACCACUGCUCCUCAUCAACAAAAUAGAUCGCCUGGUUACCGAGCUUAAAAUGACGCCGAACGAGGCAUACAUUCACCUCAGCAAACUUCUAGAACAAGUCAACGCCGUUCUCGGGAGCUUCUUCCAGGGUGAGCGCAUGGAGGAAGACCUAAACUGGAGGGAGCGGAUGGAGGCGCGUGUUGCUGCUUCUGCUGUCAAAGAGGCCAAAAUUGCAGAUCAACUAACAGAUUCUGGCGAGCUUCACUUCGAGGAGCGAGACGAUGAGGAGAUCUACUUCGCCCCGGAGAAGAACAACGUCAUCUUUGGCAGCGCCAUCGACGGUUGGGCUUUCACAGUGCGCCAGUUUGCUGGGCUUUACGAAAAGAAACUGGGCAUAAAACGCCAUGUUUUGGAGAAGGUCUUGUGGGGGAACUUCUACCUGGAUCCCAAGACGAAAAAAGUCCUUGGUCCAAAACAUUUGAAAGGGCGGGCGCUGAAGCCCCUUUUUGUCCAACUAGUGCUCGACCAGAUCUGGGCCGUCUACCAAGCCACCGUCGGCGAUGACAACGGAAAGGGGGACGCUGUUCUUCUCGAGAAGAUUACCAAAUUCUUGAACAUCACUAUCCCCCCUCACAUCCUCCGAUCUCGAGACCCAAAGCUUUUGCUCACAACCGUCUUUGCCUCCUGGCUCCCGGUAUCCGUUGCUAUACUCGUCUCCGUCGUGGAAUCGCUUCCGUCGCCGAGCGCGGCACAAGCUGAACGCUUCCCACUGCUGCUGGAAGACGUUCCGGGGGCAGACCACAUUGACCCCAAGGUCAGGGACGCAAUCGUUUCGUUCAAGAAGGGGCCUUCGGACCCUGUGGUCGCAUAUGUGAGUAAGAUGGUUUCGGUAAAGCAGAGCGAGUUGCCAGAGAACAAACGACGUGGGCCUCUGAGCGGCGAGGAGGCAAGAGACCUGGCCAGGAAAAAGCGUGCCGAGGCAGCGCGCGCUGCACAAAACAACCCGAGUGAGGGCAAUGAUAUGGAUGCCCUAGCAUCUGCCUUCUCUAGCGCUACCUUGGAGCAGAAUGCCCAGGAAGAAGACGAGAAAGAGGCGGAACCGGAGCACUUGAUUGGCUUUGCGCGAAUUUACUCCGGCACUCUCUCCGUCGGCGACGACAUCUACGUUAUCCCGCCAAAGUUCUCGCCAGAUCGCCCACUCACAGAGCCGGUACCUAAAAAGGUGAAGGUGACAGGGCUCUACAUGAUGAUGGGUCGGAGUCUGGAGGCACUCAACUCAGUUCCAGCUGGUGCGGUCUUUGGAAUUCGAGGACUCGACGACAGCGGCAUUCUUAAGUCCGGCACCCUCUGCAGUCAAUCGGAGGGAGCAAUCAACCUGGCUGGUAUUGCAAAUAUCCUCGGCCGCCCGAUUGUGCGCGUAGCCUUAGAACCGGCGAACCCGGCCGAUCUGGACAAGAUGAUAAAGGGUCUUCAUCUGCUUGUCCACAGCGACCCCUGCGCCGAGUAUGAACAAUUCGCGAGCGGCGAGCAUGUCUUGUUGAUGGCUGGUGAUCUCCACCUCGAACGUUGCUUGACAGAUUUGCGGGAGCGGUUUGCCGGUUGUGAGAUUCAGUGCGGUGCGCCCAUCGUACCAUACCGGGAAACCAUUGUCCGCGCCGAAGAAAUGCGUCCGCCUGUCAACAAAGAUCUCGGCCGCGGCGUGGUUGUUGGUGUCACAAGCUCCAAACAAGUGACCAUCACCUUGCGAGCAAGGCCCUUGCCCCAAGAUGUCACCGACUUGCUGCUCAAAAAUGCAGCAAGCAUCAAGAGGCUGUACUCGGAUCGCGGGGCUGCAGAGGCGGAAGGAUCACCGACACAGGAGCCAGUCACAGAAAACGGCGCGGUUCAAGAUGACUCCCCAGAAGCCGACGACGAGCUUAACACAGUCAGCAAGGCCCUCUCUCCCGAGGAGCUUGGGAAACAACUCCAGUCCCAAUUCGACAACGAGAAGGACCGCCUUGAUUCCUGGAAGGGCAUCAUUGACCGCAUCGUCUCCUUCGGCCCGCGCCGCAUAGGCCCCAACCUCCUUAUCGACGCCACCAAAGACCAAUUCCUCCCGAAGGCCUUCAACGCCCAUGGCAACCACAACAACAGCGACAGCCGCCCCUCAGCCAACGAAUCCCUCAGCCCGCAUCACUUCUCCGACAAGAUAGCCUACGCCUUCCAGCUCGCCAUGUCCCAGGGCGCGCUCUGCAACGAGCCAGUCCAGGGCGUGGCCGUGUUCAUCGAAGACGUCUCUGUCACAGGGGCCGAAGGCAGCAGCGGCGAGGAUGCCACCUCAGCGCGCGACCACCUGGGCCGUCUGACGGGCGAAGUGAUCAAGACCGCCGAAGUCCUCGGCCGCGUCUACGACGUACUCACCCGGCGCCGCGGACGCGUCCAAUCGGAAGCCAUGAAAGAAGGCACGCCCUUCUUCACGAUCCAGGCGCUGCUGCCCGUAGCCGAGUCGUUCGGGUUCGCCGACGAGAUGCGCAAGCGGACGUCGGGCGCCGCGCAGCCGCAGCUCAUCUUUGCCGGGUUCGAGAUCCUCGACGAGGACCCCUUCUGGGUGCCCUUCACCGAGGACGAUCUCGAGGACCUGGGCGAGUUUGGCGACAAGGAGAACGUGGCGAAGCGGUAUAUGGAUGGGGUGCGGCGGCGCAAGGGCCUGCUGGUGGAGGGGCGGAACGUGGCGACGGAUGCGCAGAAGCAGAAGACUUUGAAGCGGUAG
Molecule: messenger RNA, 3144 nt
Organism: Chaetomium globosum CBS 148.51
Lineage: Eukaryota; Fungi; Ascomycota; Sordariomycetes; Sordariales; Chaetomiaceae
Exons: 4
Coding region: 1-3144 (1047 amino acids)
Biological process (GO): cytosolic ribosome assembly
Cellular component (GO): cytosol; ribonucleoprotein complex
Molecular function (GO): GTPase activity; ribosome binding; GTP binding
Source: RefSeq, a predicted model, not a curated record